AGAAGAAAAAACCUCAACCGACAAAAGCGACGGGCCAACCCACCAGUCCCACCACCAAAGGACCUCUAAACUUCUUGGGGUUCUCCUUCUUUCUUUCUCUCUCUCUCUUUUUUUUUUUUUCUUUUUCGUCGUCUCCUGUUCUCUUCCCCUUCCCCAUAUUAUGGGCCGGUAGUGACAUUGCAGGCUCAGUCUCGAUAAACCCACCGUCCCGGAUUGUUUAACUCGACCCGUUGCUGCACCUUGUUCCACCUUGCAGCAACACUUCAACAUUUUCGAUACCCAUUUCAAUAGUGAACAUUUGAUUUUAAUUUUUUUGAAAACCAAGUCGGUGCUGAUCGUCCCAGCGGUUCUUGUAUUAUUUCUUCUCUACUGACGUGCCAACACACACACGUGGAUCAACAAACAAACCGUGGUCCGCAGCCACAGCAGCAGGUGCGUGCAGAGUUUGAAAUCCAGUCAAAAGUCGAGGACCAGUAAAAGUGAACGGACGUAAUACCAGCAGCAGCACCACAAUGAAAGGCUGGUUCGAUGCAUUUCGUCACGACGGUGGACCGACGCUUUACGACCGCGCAAACAGGACGGCCGUGACGGGCGAUGUGUCCACCAUCACAUUCUGCGUCAUCGCCAUCACCCUCUUUGUGGCAUUCCUCAUCGUCUUGCCCGGCAUGCGCAAAGAACGUUUUACAACAUUCACGAGCGUCACCAUCAGCCUCUUCGUCGGUGCCGUCAUUCUCGUUACCGGCAACGGAUGCGGAUGGCACACCGGAGAAGGGCAAAUCACGAGCAGUUACCGCGCCUUCUCCAACGAGAAAAUAAUCGCCAAAUUGGGCAUCCACAUUGGAUUCAAUCACGUCAAUGUCACUCUUCGCUCUGCUGGCGUGUUUAAUUUGAGCGACCGGAUCGAUUACAACGAGCGAUUCGGUUGGAGAGGACCCGAUGAUAUGGUGGAUGGUUACCAUAAAGCCUUGCAUAAAGGCUUACCGUAUCCUAUCCUAACUGUGGCCGAAUACCUCAGCUUGAACGAAGAAGGUUUCGGAUGGGGACGAACCUAUCGCCAAGCCGGCUAUUACAGCUGCAUCGCCUUGUGGGCGUCGUUCGCCGCUUGGUUACUGAUGAACAUUAUGCUGGUGACUGUGCCCGUCUACGGAGGUUACAUGAUGCUCCUCACCGGCGGCCUCAUGCUCCUUUCCAACUUGAUUUACUUCAUAAACGUACCCAGUCGGCCGCUGCUCAUCCGCUUCGAAGACACCAUCAUCAGUUUCACUUACGGCUGGUGUUUCUGGCUCGUCCUUGCCGCUGGGCUGCUCGUUUCGUUACUGGGAUUGAUCAUCACCUUGGUGGAAAUCGCCUACCCCCACAAGUUCUCGACCGUCAUUGAACUGGAUUACGACACGCCUUACGACCGUCACAUAAUCAUCGAGGAGAGUCACGACACCAAGGUCGGAAAAAGGCGAUCGAGAUUCGAAGAGCCGAUCGCCAAUUUCGGGUCAAGGAUCUUCCGUCGCUUCUCCAAGCGUCAGAAUGGGGCACUCGGCGGCGACAACAACGACAUGAAAUUCGGCUUGGAUAAUCCGUCGAUGGAACUCGACCCGCCGAAAUCGCCGUGGAGAUAUCCGCACAGGACAUUCAGCACUGGACCGACGCGGCCGACGUCACGGUCCGAGUCUCGUAAAUCGACGAAAUCGGUGGGAUUCCGCGACGUCAAUGUCUAUGGAAACACAUUACAUCCAUCCAGCGCUGCCCUGGGUCCGUCUUUGGACACGUCAGAAGUGGAAACACUUCCGGAUGUUCACAGCAUGACGCCGGAGCCACCAAUCAUCAAAACAACCAUAGCAGAACCCAUUUGGGAGUCGGAAAAGUCAUCGUCCAGUGAGUCGGAAGAAGAAGAGUUGGAAAGGGUACAGAACAUACCCAUCACAACCGUCAACUUCCGGGCGUCAGCGUCACGCCAGAAUUCGCACGAGUCACGAUUCAGCCGGAACAGUUCGUUGCGGCAAUCGCACAUCGAUCGAGCGCUAGAAGAUUGGGAUGAGCCAGAGCGGCCAGAGCGGACGAGUAUCGUCAGCAUCAUCAAAUCGGCUUUCCAUAUCGCUCCGUCUCCGGCGUGUCCGUCGACCUCCACGACAGGAGGUUCCGGGGCUUCCACGCCAAUGAGGCGGAUAUCCAACGAAGAAGCUGAUGCCAUUCAUUUGGACAGGACGGGCAGUUAUAAGCAGCGUUCCUCAUUAGCGACCGUUUCAGCGAAAAUCAGUGCAGCAGCCGAGGCCGAUCGUUCCAGACAUUCUAGCGAUGAUGACGUUCAUCGGGUAGACAUGUGGUAAUUGAGAACCUCACAGUUUCUGCCACCUAAACCUUCCUGCCUUCCUAAAAAUGAGAACACACAAACACUCAACGGUGCAGCAAAGCUUCAAGAUUUCCUAUUUCGUCGCGUAUCGUCGUGGUGUUUCGAUCGAAACCGGCAGCAAUUGAACACACACACACACAAUCUUAGAAGAAUUCUAGUAUUUUAUUACAGUCGUCUAUGAAUAAAUCAUAAAUAUUGGUUUCGACUGAUCGCCCACGGGAAGAGGAGCAGAGGAAAUUGAUUACGAUGCGAGCAUCAAUGUAUUUACAUAUUAUACCGAAAGUAAAGGAUAGAAACAAAAAUUCAAGGCGCGGCCGCUGGUCUUCGUUGCUUUGAGUGUUCGUGUGCUUUGUACAUUUUUUAACUCUCGUGAGGGUUUUUUUUCCUUUUAGUUUGAAGAAUUGUUUUUACUUUUAAUUAAAUGCACUUUGUGGCAACUUGUUUUUUUUUUUACCUCCCCAUGUUUGUAAUUAAUUAAAAGAAAGCUGUUUUACUUUUGAUCCGACGUUGUGGGAUCGGUCCACUUUCCUUUCGAAAUUUCGGGAAAACAAAAUAAAAAAAUAACAAACAAAAAACGUGAUGGUUCUUCAUUGAUACAUGUUUCUAUUCGGGUCUCUGUUCUGUGAAGUUUCGACCUAAUAUUCUGUUUGCCCUUGUGUGUUUUUCCUUAUUUUCACAAAGUGUUUUCAAAUGAUGUUUCGGGGGUUUAUUAACUGAUUGAUAUGUAUUACAUAAUUAUUAUUUUUUUUGCGGAUUGAGGGCUAAAGCCGUGUUUUGUCCGUUGUGAUUUUUUAAAUAAAAUGUGGUGUUUUCUAA
Molecule: messenger RNA, 3160 nt
Organism: Daphnia pulex (common water flea)
Lineage: Eukaryota; Metazoa; Arthropoda; Branchiopoda; Diplostraca; Daphniidae
Exons: 8
Coding region: 513-2321 (602 amino acids)
Biological process (GO): protein transport
Cellular component (GO): endoplasmic reticulum membrane
Source: RefSeq, a predicted model, not a curated record